Coregonus sp. 'balchen' is the source of this 7850-nucleotide messenger RNA. The record is from the annotation of a GenBank genome assembly. Lineage: Eukaryota; Metazoa; Chordata; Actinopteri; Salmoniformes; Salmonidae.
CUGUAAUCAGCCUAUGUGCUGUGGUGAAACUCGUGGAGGCGCCGCCUUUUGCAGUCUGUAGUAUCAUCUCAGAAAAGCUGUGUCUACACCUUCGAAGAGGCCAAAGUCCAAUGCACAAUAGAAAAUACUAACCGCGGAUUAAAAGCGUUAACGUUAUACUUCAAGAGGGGAACGUCGUACCUAAUUGCAAUGGCCCGUGUAGCCACUGUUGUUUUAUUGUUGCCGUUCAUACUAACGGUAAGUAAAGAAUAAUACUUUUCAUAUCGUAACAGGUGUUGAUAACUAUAUACCCUAACAUUUAAAGCAGAUCUCUCCUUUGAGGUGUGGCACUCCUCAGGUAGAUUUAAGCGUCAAUGUCGACAAUACAGCAUAUAUCUCGAAUUAAUUUACCAUUUUAUUUUUUUGGCAUUGUAGCCUUCCCUUAAGCCUACAUGAAGAGAGUGUUUACUCUAUAUCCCGUGAUUUAAUUGCAAUUCCCCUUUCAUUGUUUGCGUGCAAGUGACAACGACUAUGGACAACAUUAGAAUAAAAACUGUUUAGCUGCGUAAUGGUGUUCAGGGAGUCAUAGCCUACAGAAAGUCAGACCACAUCUGGUCAAUGUCAGUGAAAGAACUGCUCGUAAAAAAUCUAGCUCAGAUUUAAAAAAAAUAUAUAUACUGACACCCACUAUCGACAGUGAUAUCACUAUUACAACUUUCUCCUUUAAAUGUUGUGAAAAUAAUUUGUGAGAUAUUUUCAUUGGUGCUCAGCAUACAGAAUAUUUUUUUUUUCUUCUCAGAAACUGAAUAGAUACAGCUUCCUUUAGUAGGUGUAGUGAUAGUGAACGAAAACUACUUGGCCUAAUAGCCUAAGGCUAUAUAAUUGUAAAUUGUAAGUAUGCAUGUCAGUUUUUCAAUAUGAAUAGGCCUAAACAUGCAAUUAUAAUUUGGCUUGGCAAGAAACCACACACUUUAGGCCUAUAUCCAUUAAUCUGUACAAAGUGGAACAGACACUGAGGAAACAAUCAUGACAUGGAUCUGUGUACAGCACACUCAAUUGCAUUUAGCUAUAACUACUGUGCUAGAAAAUAUAAGAUACUGUACAACUUCUACAGUGUUGAGUGAUUUAGAAGAGAUACAUUGGUAUUACAGUGUUAUUACAUUAGUAUUUAAUGAUGAGUCAAUGUUAUUGGUUGUGUUUUUCUCUGUAGUUUAUACGGGUGGUGGCAGCAGAAAGCGGUGGGCUGAAGCUGAGAAGACAGAAGAGAGAAUGGAUUAUUCCUCCUAAGAAGUUGAAGGAGAAUGUAGAUUACAGAAACAGGGAGUACAUCGCAAAGGUAUGAUCUCAUCUCGUAGUCAAACUCAUGGAGUGGUUCAGAUGUUUCCGACAACCAUAAGACCAUGACUUUGUCUGCGCAUGACAUACAGUCAGGUCUGAAAUUAUUGGCACCCUUCAUAAAGAUGAGCAAAAAAUACUGUAUAAAAUGAAUAAUACAAAUACUGAACUAUAUUGUAUGCAAACAUUUUUUUAUUUCAAUUAUUUUAUACUAAUACACUUGCUCAGAGAAUGAGAUGAGUUUGAUAAAUACAUUUUAUGUUUGAGUUCUAGAAAAGCAGGCAUACAACAAUAUUUGUUGAGAGACUUCAUGUUUUGUUUUUAGCCUGAACCAUUCCUCAGCCAGAAUGACUGUACUAUACGCGUGACCACACAUUGGGCUGUAUCUCUGAGCAGCUUGCUCACAACACAUACAUCUUUAUUUGUAUUUAUUUUAUUACUUGUUAAUAGUUUAAUACCUAUACCUUGACAUGAAAGCUAUAUUGAAAAUAAAUAAAUAAAUUAUAGUGUUGUACAACCUAGCUAUUCACCGAUGCUUACAACACAUUGUAUCUGCAUUUAGGGUCAUUCAUUGGUGACCAUAAUCCAUCUGUAUAAAUAUAGACUGUGAAGUGUUCGAUAGGCGUCUCAUGUUACUGCAUGUUUCUUUGGACAAAUGAGGCUGUUAUAUGAAUACUAUUACAAUAACAAUGGUGUUUUACUAUCAUGGCUAUUUAGGCCUCCUGUAGCUCAGUUGGUAGAGCAUGGCGCUUGCAACGCCAGGGUUGUGGGUUCGAUUCCCACGGGGGGGCAGUAUGAAAAAUGUAUGCACUCACUAACUGUAAGUCGCUCUGGAUAAGAGCAUCUGCUAAAUGACUAAAAUAUAAAAUGUAAUGGCUGAUUGGAAUGUGUGUCUGUGCCAGAUUCGUUCUGAUGAGCAGUACAAGUCGCGUGUGACGUACUCACUGACCGGGAUCGGUGCAGACCAAUACCCCCUGAACUUAUUCACCGUCAUCUCAGAUACAGGCCUUGUCAGAAUCAACGGCAUUCUGGACAGAGAGGAGACCGCUUCCUACCAUGUAAGCUUCCCACUAAAACGUAAUCCAAGGUGUGGAAUGCUUGUGCACAAAAUGUAAGAAAUUAAUAAAAAAUAUGUUGUUCUAUCAUGGCCUCUUUUAGUUACUUGGAGUAGCGAAGUACAACAAUGGAGACCGUGCAGAGAAGGACAUUGACCUGCAUAUUUUGGUUGAGGACCAGAAUGACUGCUCACCGGUGUUCAUUUUUGGCCAAUCUGGAUCCGUUAAUGAGUCAAGUGCUGCAGGCAUGUAGUUUCUAACUAUUGUAAAUGUUUCUAUCAAACUUGAUGAGAGUUAGUAGUCAGAGUAGUGGUAAUGGUUGAAGUUGUAGCAGCUGUUGUACUAGUAUUGCUAGUACCAGUGUAAUCAGUAGAAUAGUGACAGUAGUGAUACAGUAGUAGUAGUAGUAAUCAAAGUAGUAGUAGUAUUAGUAGUAUUAGUAGUACUAGUAGUAGUAGUAAAAUAAAUAGUAAUAAUACUACAGUAUAGUACUGGUAUACUGCACAAGUAAACCUUCCCCUUGGUCAAUUCCAGAAACCGUUGUCAUGAAAGUGAUUGCCACAGAUGCGGAUGAAGUGAACACUCUACACUCUCAGAUUUACUACAGCAUAGUGGAAAAGAGUGCUUCAGAUAGGAUGUUCGCCAUCAACUACCAGACUGGAGAGAUCCUGGUUCGCCAGACUACACUGGACAGAGAGGUGAGAGAGAUGCCUUGGUAUACUAUUAUACAGUACACUGUGCAUCUAUGUGAGCAUAGCACGGUAUGCGUUGACACUUUCAGAGGCCAUUUUGGCAAUAUUUGAGUAACUGUAAGUAACUGUAAGCUCCAUUGUAUUUCCUGGUUGUCUAGACUCAAGACACCUACACCCUGACUGUAAAAGGAUCAGACAUGAACGGAGCAUUCGGAGGAAACUCAGGAACAGCAGAAGUUGUGAUUAAAAUCCUGGACAUCAACGACAACAUCCCCACCCUGGAGAAAGAAUCUGUAAGAACAAAAUCUCUACUACUUUUCUAUUUUCUAUUCAGCAUAAUGGGGUUAUUCUAUUUAUUAUAUUGUAGCGACCCAACACCUAGCGGCCUCGGCAAGAGGUUCAGAUCUCUUGGCGUAAUGGCUAAGGUGUUGGGUUGACAGUUGCUGGACUCCCCGAAUUCACUGCAAUAUGUUCCUGGGUAUGUGUGUUUGCAGUACGAGGGCAGUGUGGAGGAGAACACAGUCAAUGUGGAAGUACUGAGGAUCAAAGCCACUGAUCUGGAUCUGAUGUACACUGAGAACUGGCUGGCUGUGUUCACCAUCAUCACAGGCAACGAGGCUGGCUACUUCAACAUCACUACAGACGCUAAGACCAACGAAGGCAUUAUAAUGAUAACCAAGGUAUGGGCUGUGAUUGACUCAGGCUGGAAUUGAAUGGAAUCACAAAGAACAUUUUCUUUUAGAUUGAAUUCCAGCCUCAGUGUCUUCCCACUGGGCAAAAACUAGUUGAAUCAACGUUGUUUCCACGUCAUUUCAACAAAGAAAUGCAAUGUGAUGACAUUGAAUCAACAUGGAAAACUGAUUGGAUUUGCAAAAAGUCAUCAACGUAAGGGAAUUUCCUAUUUUUUCACAGAACUUUUAACCUAAAUCCAAUGGCAUGGUGAAAUGUUUUGUUAAUUUCACGUUAGUUGACAGCUCAACCAAAUGUACAUCAAAACUAGACGUUGAAAUUACGUCUGUGCCCAGUGGGUUGUAACUACUCGUCUUCUCACCUUAUUCCAACAUUGUUUGUAUCACUUGACUGAUUCUACUGUUUUCCCCUGUUGUUUGAAUCUAAAGGCACUGGACUAUGAGGAGCUGAAAGUGCUCAACCUUGCCAUACGUGUUUCCAACAAAGCAGAGUACUACUUUGGCUCCUCCUCUACGAGUGGAUCCAUAGGAGGAGGAGGGGUUAUAGGAGGAGGUAUCACGGGCGGUGGUAAGACUUACCCCAUCAAGAUCAACGUGAUCAACCAGAAAGAGGGCCCCAAAUUCAAGCCAACGGUUAAAGUGGUGACCAUCUCUGAGGACUCCAGCACGGUCACCAUUAACAAGGUUAUCACUACCUAUGCAGCCAUCGACAGCGACACGUUACAGAUCGCUACCAAUGUUAGGUGAGGUGCCAGAUGUUUUCAUAUUGUUUUAUUGGAGUGAAGAUUAUGUGAUAUGAUGUGAUGUUAUGUGAUGUUAUGUUAAUCUCCAUCAUACUAAAGGAUCAUUUAGUUCAUCCUAAUCGUGUGCCAUUGUCAUGAUAAUUUUCUCAGGUAUGCCAAAUUAUACGACGUAGACCACUGGCUGAUCAUCGAUGAAAAGACAGCAGAGAUCAAGCUGAACAAACUGCCUGAUCGGGAGUCCAAAUACCUGGUCAAUGGAACAUACUACGCCAAGAUAAUAGCCAUCACAACCGGCAAGUACCCAUAGUAAUAUUCAAUUGGUCCUAAUGCCAUUCUGUAAGAUAUGGAAUGAAGUCAAGAUAUCUGCCUAGAACAGUCGUAGUUGGAGAUGCACUCUAGGACCUUUGCGCCACGAGGAGCUAAAAGAGAAUAAGUCAAGUCUGUAUCUAAUUAUGUAUUUUCUUUUGGUGUCCAGAUCUGCCAUCCAAAACAGCCACAGGGACAAUAGCCAUCCAGGUGGAAGACUUUAACGACCACUGUCCCACGCUGACAGCUACGACUACAACCAUGUGUCUGGGGGAUACCGCUGUGUACAUCACGGCUGUGGACGGGGAUGCCUUCCCCAACGGAGCUCCUUUCAAGUUCAGAGUGAUUCAGGAGGACAGCAAACAGAAGUGGAUGGUGGAGCACCUCAAUGGUAACAGGCCUAGUCAAGGACUUUGAGGUUUGGCAUUUAGGAAGCAGAUAGACAAUAUGACAAGCUUCUCACCAAGGGGCUGUUUUGGAGUUAUUUUGUUGAGCCUGAUAGAAAUUGCGGUCUUAAUCUGAAUUUAAAUUAUAUAUUGUUGUAUGUUUGCAUGGAAUUGAUUGAUAGAUUUGAUUUUACGAUUUGUACAAUUUAUUUUUAUUUUCUCUCUUUCAUGUUCCUUUUAGCCACCACUACCAUUUUACGAGACCAUGCCCACCUGUGGCCAGGUCACCACAAGGUUGCUGUGGAGAUCCAUGACCAGCAGGGGAAGGGCUGUGCUGAUGUCCAGAUUCUGAACGUGAUUGUGUGCACCUGUGAUGAGGUCAAUAAGGUCUGUUUCGACCGGUUGACGGGCAAGGACGUCACGUUAGGAGCGCCUGCCGUCCUACUGCUCCUCCUGGGCCUCCUGCUGUUGCUGCGUGAGUAGGCCCUCUGUUAUCUUCAUACUCAUUGGCUUCCUCAGACUGACUACUUGAUAAGAAUCUAGGAAGGAGAGACUGCUUCGUAAUGCUCACUAACUAGACCUGUUUCAGCAUGCUUUGAGUGAUUAGUAAGAUGGCCAAGACAAGUAAUUGAUGGGUCAUGUCCACAACAGGUCUUUCUGACAACCCACAGGGCACACACUAGUUGAAUCAACAUUGUUUGACGUGGAACCAACAUGGAAUAGACGUUGAAUUGACGUCUGUGCCCAGUGGGAAGGCAUCCAGGCCUCUCGCCUAGCAACAUGUCUUGUGCUUUUGUCUUGUGCCCAUGAGUUGAAAUGUGGAAUGUGGGUUUACAGUGGUGCCUCUCCUGCUGCUGUUCUGUCUAUGUGGAGGAGCGGCGGCCAUUGGAGACUUUAAGGCCAUCCCGUUUGACACUAAAGAACACCUGAUUGCAUAUCACACUGAAGGACAAGGAGAAGACAAGGUAUUUUAUACAUAAUGGCACUGCCAAUGGAUGACAUCAAAAUAUUCUAGAGGUAGUGAAUAAGAAUGAUCUUUGGAAAUACAUGUUAUGUUCUGUUAUUGCUCAAGUUGAAGUUUGAAUUGCUCUGAAAUUCCCUCCUCUGAUUGACCCACUCAUUCCCACUCACAGGAAGUUCCUCUCCUGAACGUUCCUGUAGAGAUGGGAACUGUGAAUGUAGUCAAGUCCGGGGGAAAUACGGGAUUCAUAGGAGGAGUAGGGGCGGUAGGAAGAGGAGAAGCAGGAGUCAUCUCAGGGGACGGCUUCCCCUCGUCCUCAAUGUUCACAGGAGCGCACCACCAGUACCAUGGCAUCCAUAAGCCCAAUGGCAGAUUAGAGGUGGACUACGGCAUGGGCGGAGAAACCAGGACAGAACAUCAUGAACACUCAUUGUUCUCCAGAUACCGAGCUGGUGCUUACGACGGGAUCGCGCUCUCUGAGGAAGUCCUAGAGGAGUACUACUCUGCAGUGAGUAUCUUAGAUCAUCCAACUUCUUGGAUUACUCCUUUGACAUAGGACUUGAGGGGAAGUGUUAUUGUAGCCAUUUUGAUUCAAUGUGUCAUUGUCUUAAUAUAUCUGUCCCUAUCAUAUGACCUUUGCAGAAGGCCAAUCAUGCUGCGCAGAACGACCAACAGCGAGAUGCCCUGCUGAUUUACGACUAUGAAGGUCAGGGGUCACCGGUAGGGUCUGUGGGCUGCUGCAGCCUCAUGGGGGCCGAUGACGACCUGGACUUCCUCAACGACCUGGAGCCCAAGUUCAAGACCCUGGCCCAGAUCUGCCAGGGGUCGAUAGCUAUGGAGGCGGAGACUGUCAAUGUGUCUGUCUCACCCCCUAGUCCUAGUCCUAUCAUAUCCACUCACACAGACGUCAGCAGAAAUACUGCUCUCAAUGUCAAUACCCUCACCACCUCCACCUCCUCCAUCCCCCUACAGGAGAGCCUGAUUACUCGGGCCCAGGGAUCGGCCACCAUCCCCAGGGUUCACAUCCAGGAGAACGUGGUGAUCCCCAGCCAGACCCUCCUCACCCAGCAGCCCACCAUGUACUAUGCCGCUGCCCCCACCAUGUACAUGAUGGAGCCUCAGCCCCAGUUGUUGCUGGUGGAGCAGAGAGGGGGAAGUGGUUAUGUCCAUGCCCAGCAGGCGGUAGGCCAGGUGGGGGUAGGGACCAGUCAGGGGAUGGUGCAAGUAGGAGGGCUCCAUGGUCCUCAGGGUAUGCUGCUAGUAGAGAGGCAGGUGGGGGUGGGUGGUGGUGGGGGAGGCCAGUUCUUUAUGGGCGGAGGCCAGUUCUUACAGGGAGCCGGCCAAACUAUUACUGGGGGAGGUCACGUUAUUACAGAGACGAGCAAAACCAUUACGCAGGGAGGCCAGAUUCUACAGGGGGCAGGGCAGACCAUGAUCGGAGGAGGCAAUCUCUCGCCAGGGGGAAGUUUCUUGCAGGGUUCUAGGAAUGUGCUGGUUGUUGAGAGCGGGUCUGGACCAGCCUCGGCAGUAGGGGGCGGUGUAGGCUUAUGGGCACCCCAGGUCACCCUGCAGAGAGGCCAGGGGUCGUCCUCCACCUCUUCCUCGGUCCAGGGGUUAAAGGUCAGUGGUCAUAGUGUAGAGGUGAGAGGUCAGAGUGGUGCUUCCUCCUUGACCUCCAGCUCUCUGUGUGGCUCGAUGGGGUAA